This is a messenger RNA of Porites evermanni, 15937 nucleotides long. Lineage: Eukaryota; Metazoa; Cnidaria; Anthozoa; Scleractinia; Poritidae. The record is from the annotation of a GenBank genome assembly.
UUUGUUGAUCUUCCAUCUUCUUGACAAGCUACACAGCUACAGUUUCACGGAAAGAUCGCAUGGAUGGGAGCUCGGGCAAGAUGAGCUCUUUCAUUAGCCAGGAUGCAGAAACAGGAAGCCAGAUAUCUGCACUUGGCAGUAGUGCAAGUCCCCUUUUACAGUCGUCUUCAGGAAAUUUCCGUUCUUUUUCCCCGUCUCGUCGUCUGUUCUGCCUCUUGACCGCAUUCGAUUUUCUUUCCGCUUUAUUUAUUUGGAUUUUGCGCGCACAUGUGAGUAUUAUAUCCUUUUCUUUUGCUUACAAAAUUAAAUUCGUUAGAUCCUGUUGCAUUUCUCAGUCUAGGACUGGAUACCUUAUAAGUGUAUCAAGAUGAAAUUGAAUUGAAUUGCAUCAUGGAAACAUUAAUGGAGACAAUGCGAUUGUCACGAGACCGUGACAAACUCAAUGAAUUAUUCCUGGAAAAACAUACCUUUGUUCUUUAAACAUGGGUCAGCAUGGGAAAGGGUGUUACGAAAACUAAGGGUCGAAUAAUAAAGGACUCGAAGUAUGACUGUUCCAAGUGUUAUUCGUCAAAUUAAGCUUAACUUCCCUCAGAUCCUUUUCGUCGAAUUGGGAUGGAUUAAGGGGUCUUAAAAUUUUUUUCAUUGCGAAAAGUAAAACACCCUCAAAUCUAGCCUGCAUGGUAGGCGCAAAAAACCACAGGAAGGCAGAGAAAACAGCCAGAGGAGAAAGUAAGAGGAAAAAAUACCUAGGGCCCUCAGAGAAUCAAAAAAAAAUUCCCUAUACCUAAAAUUAAACCCCCAAAAAAAUCCCAUGCCGAAAUUUCUGAGCCUUUAAAAAUUCCAUGCAAAAAGAAUGCUCUUGAAUGUAUAUAGUACAUCCUGAAUUUAUCUUUCCCUUAUCUGGUACUCUAACACUACGUGGCCGUCUCAUAUGCAUGCAGUACCGCAAGAAAUCUUCAGUUUUUUUUAAUCCCUUCUUUAAUUAGGGCACCUCAAAAAUUACUUGCCAAAUUUUCCCACCCAAAAAAAUUCCAGAAUCGACAAUUUCAAACCCAAAAAAGUUCUGUGAUCAUCCCUGUCGACACUUUAACUCCAGAGUACUCCCCAGGGAGCACUUACUCUCUUGAGACGGUGAAUUUGUAUGAUGCCCUGUCAUGUUAACCCACUUGUCUGAUAAGAUCAACUGUCCCCAUGGCACCAAUUGGAGCAGGGUUCCACUUCUCAAUGUUUUGCAAAACUUCAGAUGCAUUACUUUGAAAUUGUCAUAUCAAGACAUUGUUUUUUCAGGUGAUAUCAUUUAUUAUGAGCAAAACAGAACAGUUCUACCAUCGCAGAAGUUUAGAGUUGCCCUUAAUAUGAAAGUGGCCCAGCAAAGUGUGUGUUUUUUAUUUACACUGGUACUCUGAUUUACUUUUUACAGGCUUUCAGUGGUCAGGGGUUCAAAGAUGCUUUGAAGAAAGAUGUCAUACAUUACAAGUUUAAUGCCUCUUUGUUCGAUAUUGUGGUAAGUCAAAAUGCUUACUGAGGUAAGAUCUUUCUCCAGAAGGGUUGGGGUGUAAGUGACCUUUUUUUCUCUUAAAAGCGAGACUGCUCCAGUUAUAAGCUGCAUUUGGCAACAGACAUUCUUCAUAUGCACUGAACUAAAAGGUCGUGCUCCAUGAUACACAGUGAGAAAACAUGUUAACAUGGUGUGAAUGGGUGCAUGGAAGUGUGCAAGUCAAACUUGAUGCAGAAUUAAAAAUGAUUUUCUUACGGGCGAUUUUCUGUAUAAGAAUGAAGUUUCAGACAACUUUCCUAGGAAGAUACAUCACAACAAAUUUUAAUUCUGCACAUGUAGCAUGCACGACUCUUUUAUUGGCAUCAGUCCAUGAAAAAAAAUGAAAAUGAUGUUCUACACGUCUGACAAAUUAACCAAUGUUUUGGAAUGUGUCAUGUUUGUCAGCCAAUUUCAUGUACAUUGUAAGAUAGGUACUUUAAUACAUCUCAUUACAUUUGAUUCGACUUCAAAUGCAAACUUGUGCCAGAUGAUUGCGAAAACCACUCGAAAGCUUUCGCGUGUCUUUUAUUGUUCAUUGUCAACCAAAGAUUAUUUUUAUAAAGACUAUGUAAACAAACCCGUCGCAUGCAUCAACGCUAUUUUUAAUCACUUCGUGGUAUCAUAUUACGGCUACAGUAAGAAGUAAUCGGAAGCGGAUUAGNGAUGAUUGCGAAAACCACUCGAAAGCUUUCGCGUGUCUUUUAUUGUUCAUUGUCAACCAAAGAUUAUUUUUAUAAAGACUAUGUAAACAAACCCGUCGCAUGCAUCAACGCUAUUUUUAAUCACUUCGUGGUAUCAUAUUACGGCUACAGUAAGAAGUAAUCGGAAGCGGAUUAGUAAACAUGUUUAAAAAUCAUGAAAAAGAACAUUCAGGGCAUGAUGAAAACAAUUUCUUUUUCUAUUCUGUUUUCUACUUUACAACUUUUUUUUAAUCCUCUAUUUUUCGCUUUUUUUCAACAAUUUACAGCUGGCGAAAACCUCAGAGUAGCCGGCGAUAGCGACGGUCGCCGGCGCAUUUUGACAACCCUGCUCACCUCUAGGGACAUUUUUGCUGGAGAGACAUCUGUGCCUUAACAACAGAAACUCCAUGCUAAUGAUGUAAAAUCCAUCUGGGAUUGGUUGACGAAGUAAUUCUGUUGUUUAGCUGUUGUUUACUAAUGACAGACAAAAGACAAAAGGUCACAAAGGUCAAAAGUGAAAGAGAGGAAUCAACCACAAAACAGUCAUUAUUGGUGGAACAUUUUCUUCUUUAGAGGAAGUGAUCUCAGUUUUCUGCAAUUCAUUCACAGAAGAACUGAAUUAUUUGCCAUAAUAGACCAGGAGAGGCAUAAACUCGAACAAAUUUACAUUUGGAACACCAUGACUACCAGAUUAAUCAUGUAAACAUUGAUUUACAGUAUCAGUAUGGGAUUUCUGUAUUUGAGGCACAGAUGUCUCUCUGAUCUAUUUCUGAGCUCGGUUAGGAGUCACUUGGGACCAUACAUUUCUAUUUCAAAGGCCCCUUCAGUAUGGUAAUAAAAACAGCACACAUGCAAUCACCACCUGAGUGCCCCCCCCCACCCUCCUUGGGAAAAGUUCUGAGAAAAAAAUUCAGGUGUAGUAGAGUUGGUGUGAAAAUUCAGCAUGAUGUUGUGUUAUCAUAUUGUCUUAGGCAGCUGGUAGUAGUACCAGCUGAACAUUAUCCAAAGUACAAUGAAUGCUGAUUCAAGAUCUCAGAGGCAAACACUGCUGGAAAAUUCUCAAACUUCUAUCCGUCUAACUAAUGUAAACAACCAAACUAAAACCUUUAACAACCCAACCUGUGAAGUGUUUUUUAUUUGUUUGGCAUUUUUGUGUCAAUGAACUGUGUUUUCAUUGCCUUCCAGCUGUUGGCGUUAUGGCGAAUGAUUGUUCUUCUUCUUGCUUAUGCUUUUUGUGUCAGUCGCAAGUGGUAUGCUGUUGCUGUAAGUAUUGGUUCAGUGUUUCAGUGUCUUUAUUGGUACUAAUAUUUACAAAUAUGUAAAGUUUUUAAAUAAUUAACUCUAAUUGAUUAUGGUAUAAUAAUAAACACUGCUCCAGAGGGAAAUAGUUGAUUUCUUUUCCAAGAAUCUCAAUGUUUACUGAGGCAGAGCUGGGGGAAACAUUUAGAUUCUCGGGAAAUAAAGUUAACUGUUUCCUGGGGAACCAGUCUUUAAGUGAUUUGUUAUAUAGCUGGAAAUUUUGAAGCUGGAAAGUCAUUAAACCUCACUUUAACAAUGGUCGUUGGUCAACAUUCCAGGGCUUCUGAUAUUUUGCGCGGUUGGAGAGCGGCAAAAUUCAGGUAAUUCCGCGAAAUCUCUCGAAAUUCACAAAAACACGAAAAUUAAUAAUGUCUGUACAACUUAUUUGGAACUUAUUUCAGCUAUAGGAGCUAUUUACUUGCUGUAAACAUGCAAAUUUAUCUUGGAACUUCGUCACUGAAAUGUGCAAACGACAUCCCGAAACUACCAGGAGUAGGUUAUGUUGCGAAAAACUGGGCACUAGCCAUGAUGUUAAAGGCUUUGCCAUUGGUUCAUUUCUGGAGCGUAUUGUUGUUGUAAGAGCAAAUGAUGACCUCUGUUAGAAAAACGUUAAAAACGCUGGUCUGAUCGGCGCAAAACCGAUCGAUUUCUAGCAAAAUUUGCCCUGAAAAUAGCCACAAAUUGGCCAUUUUUUACCGAUUGCUUUUUGGUAAAGUUUGCCCUGAAAACUCCCACGAAAUUCCUGUGAAAUUGGCCAAUUUUUCCACGAAUGUCCCUAAAAAUCCUGUGGAAUUUGACUUUUUCUCUCGCGAUCUACCAGAAGCCCUGACAUUCGCAGGUAACAGUGCACCGUUACCCUGUGACAUCAUAGAUUUUGCAAUGUUGCCUGCUCACAUUUUGGCAGGAAGCAGUUUCAUUGCUAGAUGUCAUGUGAUUUUGAAGUAACCAAUGAGAGCUCACACUGUUGAGAAAAUAUUUUCAGCUGUAUAACAAUAAUUAUUUAUAUUGAUUUUAUUACCUUUCAAGACUGUUAUCUACUAACAGUCCUUUUCAUGUAAGGUCAGUGUUCUUCCCAGCAUUUGUAAAGUGCAAGGGUAUUCAUAAAGCUUGAUCCAAACAGGCUGUUGACAACUGGAUCUUCACACUGUGACCAGUGACAAUAGUCAUUUUGUAUAAACAGAGUAAAUCCAUAUAAAUAAUAACCUGCAAAAAGGCUUCUUAAAAUGAAGAUUUUGUUAUGGGUUAAUGUUUCAUUGAAAGUUGUUAAGCCAGGCUUGUGCAGCAGUGAGUGUCUUUUCGUCAGUUCAAGCACAAAACAGGCAUCCAAGGAGGACACUGAUGGUUCUUAGUUUUGACCUGUUUUUUAAAUUUUAUUUGUCUAGGUGACUACCACAGUAACAACUGCCUUUCUUCUUGUUAAAAUUAUACUGACACAACUUGCGGUAAGUUAAAUUGUUUCUCAGGGUGUAGUUGUUCUGCUUUCCAAUAUUUUUUUGAGUAUUCUGUUUUUGAAUGACAUAACGUGUAUUGGGUGGUGGGGAUUAUUUGUAACUGUAAAAGACACAUUAUUAAGGUGACAAUCAAUGCUUUGAGGCAAUGCAGAACUAUGCCAAAGGGAAACAAAAUCUAAAUAGAUUUUGAAUCUUUUAGUGCAAAAUGAAGAAUAAAACACAUUUAUAUUAUAAUUGAUGUGUUGAUUGUUGUGAGAUCUGCAUCCCACUUUUUCUUUUAAUAUACAUUUGGAAGCUUUUAAUUAAUGACUUACCAUCAAGAUAACUCAUAAAAUAUCUACCGUGGCAAUUUUCGUUCUCUAAGCUUCUCUAUCUUUGGCAGCUGCUUUUACGGUUUCCUUUUGUCAUUACUUUUGACCCUAUGAGAUAGUUCACUUUCAGCCACAGGCUUCCACAUAGCAUCGCUGUUGAAACCAUUUCACUUUCCUGUUUGUCUCCUAUCACCCCCUUGCCAUAUUUGCUAGUUUGUUUGUUUUGUUUUUAAGCCUGUUGCCUGUUUGUAGAAUGCUUGCAGUUAUCUACUACCAUAUUCCUAGGUAGACUAGUCCAUGGUCCUAACCUUUGAGCUUUCCCAGAGCUGCUCGGUUGGUUUUAGGGCACCAGCUAGUUGCCAUGGCUUCCCCUGAAUCUGUUACAGCAACCUCACAACAUGCAUGCUUCUGGUUAAGGAGCUUUAUUGGACAAUGCUAUUUGAGAUGUUCAGAGCCUCAUCAGAAGCAUGUGAACCAGUGUCAUUUUGGUGGGAAAACAUGAAAGCUGGAUCAUAAUUCUACUACGAGUUUAGCAAAUAAAAACAAAUUAUCAAAUUAAUGUUUGAAGUUUUAACAUUUUGAGAUUGGGAGAAGGCUUAACCUCCUUUGAUUAAAGAUAGCAGUGCUAAUUUAUGUUUUUGGUGAAUAAUAAGUACAAUGAAGCUUUCCAGGGUGUCUAUUUUUUAGAAAAUACAUGAAAAAACGUUCUGUCACUGUUGAUAAUCAUUCUCAUCCUCAAAUCUAAAGGUCUCUGAUAACGUCGAUGGAAAUCGAAUACUACUGGUGUAAGGAAAUUUUUGUCAACAACAACCUGUGAUUUAAUUCAGAUGUAUUUAUCUCUGCUAACACUGUUAAUUUCCUAUUAUUUUUCUGUGCAGUCUUCCCCAGAUAAUGAAAACUUAACUCUGUAUUAUGUUCUGGUUUUGUCGUCUCUGGUGUUGUCUUGGGUGGAGUCCUGGGUGUUUGAUGUUAAGGUCAGUACAUACCCUGUAACAGCUACAUUAAGAGUAAGUACCGUAGCUGUUUUUUUACUUUUAAAGUAAUAAUAUUCCCACAAUGUUAAUGUGCAGUUAAAUGAUGAAGAUUUCCUCAAAUUUUUGACAGGUUUUGUAACUGUAAUUAAAUACAGAACCAAUAAAAAUACAUUCAAGAAGUUUUGAAGGUGGAGUCAUGCAUUUGAAAGAUUUUAUUUCUUCUUCUUUAAAAAUGCUGCGUCUCAGUAGUCUUUGAUUUUGAUUGGUUUUCGUUUGUAUUAAACCCAUGAUAUGUUCUCAAAAGUUUGUAGUGGCCGUGUCAAAGAACUGAUAGAGAUCUCGUUUGAAAGGGAAAGCUUGCAGGAUUCUCCUUGUAACAGUUUGUUAAUUUGAUGUUUUGUUUAUAGGUAAUUCCAGCAGAAGUUAAAGCAGAACAAAGAAUCCAUCAAGGUAUUGUUUGUAACAAAUUAGUGUGCUAUAUGCAGUUGAAUGAGAUUAAUCAUGAUGAGAUAGUAGAAACAAUUUAGGAGAGAAGAAGGUCUACAACUGAACCGAGUUUUAUUAUUUCAUCUCCUUCCCACAGAAGAGAGAAGACCGCUUCUUGGUGAGGCAUUUCGUGGGUAAGAAAAUUGAACAAAGAAAUAUAUAAAUCAGCCGAAAUAUUGAAAACGCUACUGCUUAAUACGCUCUUCCUUCAAGCAGUUUAAAGUAGCCAAUAUAAAACUAAGAGUGCAACGGCCAUUAACUUUUUUUUCUUCUCUUCUUUUCUUUCUCCUUACUCUUCCUCUUUUCCCUUCCUUUUCUUUUGCUGGUGUGAUUUUCAGGCAUAUCGAAUGCUAAAAAAAACUUCCAUUGGUUUUGGUUCGUUCCCACUCUGAAAUGGCUGCAAAUUUCGCUAGAUACGUUUUCAAAAAUACAGCUAGAAAUAGAUAAAUAAAAUAACAGCUCUAGUUACUAAUGAAAUCCUCCGCAAAGUUUGGCUUAAAACAACGUUUAGCUUUGUUCAAAUAGCUGAUGAAGAAAAUUUGUGUGAUCUGUUCCAGGUAUAAUACUCCAUAUUCCCUGGUAUCGGAGCAUAGUUUUUACACCCCAGAAGGUUGGUUGUCAUAUAAUUUGUUAUUACAUAAAAUUACUCUGAUUUUAACUAUCAUAACAUCCCAUAACUAUAGCCCAUUCACGCCUCAAGCUGUGCUUAAAACUGCGUGUGGGGAAUCGCCAUCUUUGUACCAUUUGUGACGUCAUCAGUCGCUUAUCAAAGACGAUUUUGAUGCAUAACUUGUACAGGAUGAAAAAUGAAACUGGGUGUGGAAAAAAAGAAACAUAUAAAAUCGAAUGGUCCUUUUGAAAGAAACUUUUGUGUCAUUACUUCAUCAGCGUUUUCUCAAGAACUUUUACCUCACUGGAACGAAAAAAUAGGGGGAAAAAGGGAAAUAAGAGGAAAGAAAAGAGCGAGGAAAAAGGCGAAAAAAGUCUUUCUACAGUCAACUCUCUCCAAGACGGACACCUUUGGGACCGGCACUAAGUGUCCGUCUUAGAGAGAUGUCCGUCUUAUAGAGAGUCAAAUAAAGGGAGUAAAGAAAGGCAGGGACCAACUCUAGGUGUCCAUUUUACAGAGGUGUCUGUCUUAUAGAGGUGUCCGUUAAGAGAGAGUCGACUGUAUUUGCAUAUGCCUUAGCAUAAAAGCUUUAUUUCCACUAAGAAUGAAAGGAAAUGUAACGAUCCUUUUUCAGUCAAUUGGUGCGUAAGCUGUGCCAUUUGCCUCUUUCCGGGCAACGUUCCUAAUAUGCUCGCCCGAGUGACAAUCCCGAGGGACUGCCAGCAGUGUUGAAAAACAUUUUGAUUGUACAGUUUUUGUUGUUGUUGUGUUAUGCCAUCCUAAAUAGCAAUUUAUGAAGUUAUAGUAAAGCUUGACAAUAUGUUAAAUUCAUGAUGGCAUUAAUUUAGCCAGUUUUUAUCCUCCUGUCCUACCCCUUCCUGCCAUUGCCUAUGUGUCCAUCCGUCGUUCGGUGGAGUGUCUGUUUUGUUAUUUCCUGUUUGGAUGUUCUUGGAGGUUUAUUUUGUGCUAUCUACUACAUACGGAUUGAUAUGGAAAGAUCGCACAAAAACGGUAAAGCUUUCGAGACCCCACACGUGCUCCGCCUAAACACAACUUUCGCAUUUACUUGAUCAAGCGCAUUUAUUUAGAACGUAUUAUCUAUGUAGCUUACUUUCAGCGAUACGGAAGUAAACAAGAAAACUUUGCUUCAGUAAGUUUGCGCGAUUGCCCUCACAAUUGUUCAGCUAUGAUGCUCAUUGUCAUUUGGUUUCGUCCUUUUGGUUGUUUUUGUUUUCAGCUUCUGACAGCGAAAUCGAAAGUGACUCAGAGGAACUGCGUAGGUCCCAACCUGUAGCAGCAAGAUUUUCCCCGCAGGUAAUGAAGAAGUCAAAGGUAUUACUGUCAGCCAGUUUAUACAGAGCGUCGCUCUUUUGAGCAAGAGGUCGAGGGUUCAAACCAAGCCAAACCGCUAACCACUCCAGGGUCUUAAACAAACUGUUAUGAUCAUGCUUGCUUGCUUUGAAUACGACCUUUUGUCAGUUCAGACUGACUAUCGCGUUGUCUCCCUUAUCCUCCCAUGUAAACUCGAAUGCAUGAUGUAGUGAUCUUGUCUCAUCGAUGCACGUGUGUUGGAAGCUCGCCCAUCCGCGACUUUAGACUGAUUCUGAUAGAACAGACUGCCUAGAUGGUAGGGUUUCGUCCAGAUGGGAUUGCUUUUUGCGAAUGGAGCAAUUUGGCGUUGGAAUUAGGGGGUUGACGAAUCCUCGACGACGACGGCAGUGAAAAUAUCGUCGAUAAAGUAAAUUCGCCUUUGUUUCUUUCCUAACUGAGUGUAUGUUCUUUCAAACGUCAUGACAUAUAGAUUUAGCUAGAGCUGAAGGCGAAGCUCCAGUUUAUGUACUUUAAAUUUACUUCAGACAAUGGACUUUAAAUCAUUGCAAAUAAAUCCUCAAAUCUCUACUUAACUUUAGGGGGGAACCAUAUGACUGAAAAAUAUAACUUGAGCCUGCAAUCAAUUAAAAACUGACAACUGGUCAGCGGAAAGCUAAAACACGUGACCUCGAUGAGUGGGAACCUGAGCCCGCAAUCUGGUCAUGUGACUCUGGUCAGCGGAUACCUUGUUUUGACGGCUGUCAAUUGAACAUAAUAUGGAUGUCUACCAUCAAGUUAAACACAGGUUACAGGCUCCAACACAAGCUAGAAAGUUUGACAUUUCACAUUGGUUUCUCUGUGGUGUGGACAGACGGGCGGACGUACGUACGGUAACGUGAUUGCUAAAAUUCUUCGGAUAGACAGAUUACUAAAUUUUCUUAGGUAUUGGGCUCCGCUAUCAUCGCGAAAUGACCUUUAAGUGCGUUGCAUGGACAUGCACCACUUUUCAUCUGUCCGUCGUUGUUGCCUCCACCCUCGUCAUUUCGUAAGUUUCCUAAUUUUUCAAGAGGUACACUUGUCUCCAUUCUUUCUGACGGCUCCAACGCGUAAGUAGAAGCACCGUUACAUUUUCUCUAAAUUCAGCCCGCUUAAAACGGACCCCGUUAAUACGGACGCUUUUUAUGCCACCCCCCCCCCCCGCGCUAGUGUUUUGUCUUAACAGGGUAACUGAAUUGUGCCCCAUGUUAAGACCCAAAGAUCUGACAUAGAAAGAGGGCUAAAAUUGCUGAGUGAUCGAUUGUUUUCUUCUGUAGGAUCUACAGUUAAUUCAAAAAAGUAAAGAAACUUUGGAAAUAACUUGGAAUUUAAUGAAUCUCACCGAUGGAUGGAAAUCAGAAAAAGUCAAGGUGUGUUUAUAAUGCAGUAGUUCAAUUUAACUGGAGGUCUUAGUUUUAAAUUUUGUUUUAUUUUUCUUGUUCAUCUAUUAAUUAGGAUGGAAUUGUCGUAGGAAGUAGAUUGCUGCCAAGUGGAAAGAAAAUCUACAGAUUAAAGGUAAUUUGAUAAAAAAACAUAUAUUUUUUGAGGUUGCAGACUUGGCUUUGGAAUAAUAAUUUUGGGAGAAAUUAAUACUUUUCUUGUCAAAGGCAAUGUCAAAACGCGAUAUUAGCUCUUAAAGGUACUAUCUAAUGCCGGCCUUUUGUUAUUUGUAGUCCUCUUUGGAUGCUAAAGCUGAAGAUGUAUUUAGUCUGAUCAUUCUACACCCAGAGGAUGCUUCUAGAUGGGGAGGAAACAUCACUUCUUCCUACGUAAGUUGUUCAUCCUCAGUUCAAGCUUCUCUAGGACAGUAAUAGUUGGAAGCUUAAGCAACGACGACGGCGACGCCAACGAGAACUGCAAAAAAGCAAUGGGUUUAAAUUGGCAAAAUAACAACUCUGCACGUGCAUCACUCUUUUUUGUACAUUUCUUUGGAAAAAUCUGAAACUAUUGCACGUAUACUACAACCUUACAAUAUACGUGUUGCACACAAACGUACAACCACUUUACAACGACUACUUACUAAUGUCAAGGACAAAGACGAACAGGAUGACAGACAGGGAGCAGUAUACAAGAUCAAAUGCUGCGACUGCUAGGCCACUUAUAUCUGUAAAACUGGUAGAAACCUUAGCAUGCGACAGACCGAACACAAACGAGCAACAAGAAAUGGUGACGUCAACAAUCACAUUACUAAACACCAUUUACAGACGAAACAUCAAAUGGACUGGGACACUGCCACGUGUAUUACGUAUUCUACAGACUACUAUCAAUGACUCGCUUUAGAAAGUUGGUUUACUAACUUUGAACAAACGCCGCUGAAUUGUAAUCAACAGUUAACGGCACCGUUCAAACGACUUAUUGACGAAGCCAAGCAAAACUAACUACUAGAGAAUGACUGGACAACCGACAGUUUAACUAACAAUAAAUGACUGUUUAAUUGUGACUGUUUAAACGCACCAAUGACAUAACGAGUCAACAUCACAGCUUAACUGACAGACGACCAGUAACAUCGCGACUUAAUUGACCAAUGAGAUCAAUAACCAGUUAUACCAUCAACUGACGUGAUACAACUCACUUUGACUCUGAAGAUGUCUACCGCACAGGUUGCCGAAACGUCCCAGUCUUCUUUGUUUAAUCUCCCUUUAGCUUUCUUCGGAUCCGAUUGACUGUCCUUAGAUCUCAAGGAUAUACUUUCUACUGUAAUUGGCUUUUUUCCCCUAGGUUGUUCGCCAGAUUGAUCGUCAUACUGAUAUUGUUUACAAUAGUGUUGGUGAGGCUGGAGGAGGCAUGGUCUCUGCUAGGUUAGUAAAAUAUGCGCCGAUCUGAAAGCCAAUGUCCACAAUAGGCGACAAAAUGAGUUGAGACACUUCGCCCUCAAUGGACUUUUUGACGUUUUCCGGACUUCAGAAGGGGAAAAGAUAGCUUUUCCUCCCCCAUCCCCUCCAUGCAAUGUUGUGCCACUGUUCGAGCCACCUUUAGAAAACAAGAAACAUCCCAACUUUGAAUGGAGGAGACAGGGAAGGGGUGGGGAUUCUUAUUUUCUCUGAAGUUACCCUAUUUGAGUACAGUGUCUCAACAAUUUUGUCGCCGAUUGUAGCUUCACAGUGAAAAACUUUAACUUUCACAUCAGCCAACACCAGGAAGCAGUUUAUAAUUAUCGGUGAACUUAAGAACACUUUAAGUCGGUCAAUAUAACUCUUUUUGUUUUGGGUGAUAUUUCAUAUAUUUUCUUUGAUACCUCCAUCAGAGAGCCUCCUUGCUAAUUAUUUAGAAAGAUAAACGUCAUGCUGUACGAACAGGCCUAUCUAUGGAAUCUCGCCUUUCUUAUUUAAAGAGCAGCGGGAAUUACACCAUUUCAUAGUUUAAUCAUAUUCUUGCAUAUAUUUUACUAGCCAUAUCAUUAGCUCUUAUACUCAUUCAUAUUGAUGUAGAACUUCUAUAUUUCCUUGGUUUUAUUUAUUUUGUACUUAGACUUUGUAUAUUCGGAAUCUUAUGUUUUUUGUAAUUUUAAUUUAGAUAGAGGGCUACAAGUUUACUAGUUUCUGGAACUAUUCCGUGCUACCCUCUUUAAUUUAAGUGUAUUAUUAUUAUUAUUAUUAUUAUUUGUUCGGGUUUUGAUAAAGAAAUAACGUUUGCUGGGCAAAUCUAUGAUAGCAAAGUCUGCUGGCAGUUCUUAAACCUCAGAAGACUAAAUUUAAUGUUUAUUAAGUUUAUCGGUUGUCUUAUAAAUGUAGAGGAAAAGCCUCUAUCUGGGGAGUGUUAAUUUUAUAAAAUGUAUACCUAUUAACCUCCUAAAGUGGUGGAGCGUCGGAACCUUUGUUAGUGGCAGGGUGGCAGCAUUUAAAAGAGAAAAACGUUGACACCUUUUCCCGAGCCAACAGUGCUCAGGCGUGCUCUAAUUAUCUCGCUUUAUCUGAGUUCACCCGGCUGGGCAAACCAAAGUGUUUUUAUGGAGAUGAAAGUUGGCCAGGCUAGGAAGGUGACAUCGGCUACUCGAAAAAGGGUGACCCUGCUAGGCAGGUUACCCUUCUAGCUCAGCAAACUUUUUGUUUCCUUUCUAAAAAAAAAAAGUUGGCUUACCUAUGGUAGCUCGGGUAGGCGAGUGACCCAUCUACCUGGGACAAGUUUUUGUCCACGUAACUAUAUUUAUUAUUCAUUCAAAAUAUUACCCCGUUUCUGAUUGGUUAAAACCACACGUCUAAUUCACCUUAACCAGCUACUGUUGACCAAAUUUGGAAAGAAUUUUGUCAUAUUGAACCGAUGACGUCAAAAUGACGUCAAAAGUGCAGCCUGGUUGCAGGUUACUGAGCCGUUGACUGUGAAAACCUGGGGACGAGGUUGAGUUGUUUUGGUAGUUAGAACAAAAUGGCGGAACAUUUUACUCGUUUCACAGCGAAAUAUUGUCUAAAAACAUGGUAAGAACAGCAUGAAGACGGACGACAUCUGCUAUUUGAAGUAUAUUUGCAGACCUGAACAGACCUUUAUCUCCUUAACUUCCCGAUAAAGAUGCAUUAUCGAUAUAAACUUACAUCGACCAAGGUUAUCAUGAUUUACCUUGUUUUUAAACUUGAAAUUAUUUUGAAGGAAUAAUAAAACAAUUAUUGAAUUCGGCUUUCGUAGGAUAUCAAGAAUUCUGCAGAUCUCGGAGGGUGUUAUCACCCUUCUCGAUCUGCAGAACUCAGCCUCAUUCAAUAAUUGCUAAAUAUCUUCUUUCUGUAAACGGGCCUCAAUAAUUGUCUUCCCCUAACAGCUGGAAGAUCCAUAUCUAUCAUGGCUUGUACUCUCGUUAGUAAAUGUGUACACCUUAUUUUGUUCAGGGAUUUUGUGAACCUUCGCCGUUGGGAGAAGAGAGGAGACGUAUUUCUGUCUUGUAACGUAGCAACUGAAGUUGAUGAAGCACCGCCUAAAAAGGGACAUAUAAGGUGAGACAUUAUCACAGAAAGACAAAUAAUUUGGAUCACAGCACUGGCUGGAUGACAGUGAUAUUCAGAAACUGUUUAUUACAAAGUUCGCUGUGAUCAGCCCUCUUGUACGUGUGGGAAAAAAAAUGCACUUGAGUGUUACGUGUGAAGUAUCCCACGAGUGGCUUGAUUUUUAACAGGUGCCUAAAAACUUGUGUGCGUACAAAGAAAGAUAAAGGCACGAUUAGGAUAUUCAUGGUACAGUGAGUCGAACUUCCACUAAUGGUCACCUCUCUACAACGGCCACCGUGUUUUUGGCAGACAGUCCAUGCAUUCACUCUUGUUUCAACCUCUCUACAACGGUCACCUGUCUACACUGGUCACUUUCUUCUGUCCCCAUGGUGGCCAUUGUGGAGAGGUUACUGAGCAAAUCCUCGCUUGCUGAUUGGUCGAGAGCUAUGGUCUAUGAGAGUAUAGACAUGGAAAUGACGUAACCGUUUAAGCAGUGCGGUUGUUUUACUUCGCAGGAAACUAAAAAUAAAUCGACCACAAUUUUCCAUGGUCUACACUCUUAUAGUCCAUAGAAAUGACGCCAUAAAAUGUUCAAAACUUUGCAGUGAAACCUCUCGCCUGCGGCUCAUGGUUCCACUUGAGUUUUGAACAUUUUAUGACAUCAUUUCUAUGGUCUAAAAGAGUGUAGACCAUAGAAAAUUGUGGUAGAUUUGUUCAGUAUACUCGUAUACCACGAGCGGGCUACAAGCACUGCCAGGAUAUUUUUCGUGAGUACAAUUACCCGCCACAGAAUAUGCAACGGGUUUCUAGCUCUCUGAUUGGCUGUAUUCUUUUUUUGCAUGGGAUGUUUAGAAGAAAACUCUAAUUUUUUAGUUUAUAUAGCACUCCCCCACCCCACCCCCCGCUCCUACUUAGAGGGGCUAUGUUACGAGGAUCUUGCUGUUUUUAGUCAAUUCUGUGCUUACGUCAUUGCUUAGUGUCUUUACCCGUACACAUAAUGCUCCCAUGGAGUUAAGGAAAACAUAUCAAACAGAUUUCAACAGGGAGCACCGAUCAUAAUUAGUUGGCCCACUUUUUUCAAUCCAUGUCCAUCCUUUUCAUCCGCAGCGACAGACGACAGAAAACAGUUUCAAUGCCUAAAUAUAUUUUUUAAGUAACAAAAGUGGACCAUUAUUUUUGGUCGAUUGAUGCAAAGACAGGUUGUUAAAAAGGCAACCUGUAGCGUGAAAUAGCUCCUUUUACCCUAAGGACUUCAUCAUGGCAGUUUUCUUAGCUCAAUUUCUUAUAACUGAAGUUUGUUUGUUUGUUUAUUUUUUCAGAGCUGAAAAUGGUCCCGGUGGCUGGGCUAUGCGAGAAGCCGAGGGGAAUCCAAACAGAACUGAAUACGUCUGGUUGUUUGAUGUAGAUCUUAAGGUAACAGCUACUAGACAAGCUGGGUUUUUUGUCUUAACCGUGAAUUCAGACGGGAAUCAGCAGGGUCUUCACACAAGGGCUCUUGACACGAACUGCUCAUGAUAAAGUUGUUUCUCCUCUUGUCUGUUUUAACAGGGCUGGCUACCACAAUCGGUCAUCGACACCGCCAUGUCCUUUAUGUUAUAUUCUACUGGGCAGGGACUGAAGACCUUUGUCCGGGAAAGUCUGGGCUCAACAGAAAACCAGCCGAGAGAAGACUAGACGCAAAUGCUGAGGGUAGUAUUGAUGGAAUAAGAAAGGCGCCGGCCGCCUUUACAUGGAAACACCUUUGUUUGUAGCAAGAACGAUAUGUCUCAAUAAAACUUGUGCUUUUGAGGGGCACAUGGAAGGCAAGAAUGCCGGUUGCUUGACAAGUUAAAAUCUAAACUAGGAUAUUUCGUUUCUGCCAAAAAAACGGUGGCCGUUUGCGAAUUCAUGCCAGUUUAGUCGCGCGAAAACCGGAUGUUGAGGAAACAAAUCGUGCAUCUUGUCGGCAAAGAAAUUCUGUGUAAGUAGGCUUAAAACCAUUCCGAUCUCUCGACGUAGGCUGUUUAUCCUAUUUUACCCACUUCACCGAGAAGGGAAAAUGUAUCCGCUACUGUGUCCUAGUUUAUGUUGGUUCAACGAAAUUAAAUUUCUGAAGUUUCGUGUCCUGUUGCUCGGCUCUGCCAAGAGCGCUUGUUUUGAGAUCUUUCCACCGUGAUUAAUCACAAAGCGAUCGCUGAAAGGACAUUUUUUCAAAUUAAGAUCUGUUUAAUUUACUGAGAUUUUACUUUUUUUUAACUCCAGACGUUGUUUUCGAUAAAAACACAAGUUUUAUAACUCGUGAAAAUUAUGUGAUAUAUGAUGAUAUAUGAUUUAAAUUAGGAAUAAAUAUUUU